Messenger RNA from Hemibagrus wyckioides, 5220 nucleotides. Its product is annotated as serine/threonine-protein kinase pim-1-like. Gene Ontology annotation, molecular function: protein serine/threonine kinase activity; ATP binding. The record is from RefSeq and is a predicted model, not a curated record. Gene Ontology annotation, cellular component: cytoplasm. The coding region runs from base 2440 to 3147 and encodes 235 amino acids. Gene Ontology annotation, biological process: protein autophosphorylation; negative regulation of apoptotic process; regulation of mitotic cell cycle. Lineage: Eukaryota; Metazoa; Chordata; Actinopteri; Siluriformes; Bagridae. The transcript has 10 exons.
GUCUGACCUCAAACCUCUUGUCCAGGAUAAAGCAGUAGUGGUGAAGCGUUAGAACCCGUCCCACAUUUCCAGCAGUUUGGGAGCUGAAUCAUUCAUAUUCAGAUGUAGAAGUUCCAGAACAAUAACCGUGACUGACCACAUCCUUUUACCCACUCAGCUACAAGUUACUUCAGGCUUUAAUCACAUAUUUUACAAUCCAAAGUCCAAUCCUUCAGCAUCUACACACAACACAGAGAUAUCAUCACACCAUCACACUGAUUACACAAACACACAUCCAGCUGUUGGAGAUGUUUAUAGUCAAUUUUUACCUCCUUAUUUUUAUAUCACAUUUGUUUCUACACAGAUGAUUGAGUUACAGUUGGAAUAUUUAUCUUUAUUUUAUUAUUUUUUUAAUUACUUCUUUUCAUAUGUUCUUUGUUUGCUAAUCUGUGUUUAAUUGUAACCAUGGUAACAGGUCUGCUGAUUGAUUUGUUGUUGUAGUGACCCAGUUUUGUAUAUAUGUUGUAUACAUGUCAUUUCCACUGUGUGUAAUUACAGAAUAAACAGUGAGUGUGAGUGAAACACAACAAUUCAGGUGUUUGAGGUGUGUUUGAUCACAAACCUUUCUGAAGCAGUAACUGUUCUGUCUCAGUAACAUGAUCACUUCCUGUCUCUCAGGUGCUGCAGUAUUGGGUGUGGAGCUGAACACAGGAAGUUACUGCAUGGAAAACAUUCAACAAUUCAAUUUAAUGAACAAUUCAAUCUCAACAACUUAAUUUAAGUCCUACAUGAUGGAGCAGACUGGAGCCCAGUGUUAGACCCAAAUCAUGUUCAUUCACAUGUUAAAGAAAACUGCUGCAUCUUUGUGGAAGUCCGUGUCAUUCACAAGGAAGCAGUUUACUGGAACGGAUCAGAAUCUGAAUCACUUCACUGCCUGUGAGUUGGGACACAGGUUUAGGAUCAGACUCAGGAGAACACUUUGUAUUCAAGUGGAACCUUAAAUUAAUAUAAGUUCUCUAAAUAGACCUGCACAUGUAAACAAGAUUAAGUUUGUGUGUGUGUGUGUGUGUCUCUGUGUCCAUGUCCACCAGCUCAGUUCAGAAUGGCAGAAGAGUGAAUAGUGUGUGUGAGGGGUGUGUGGGAUCAUCCACAAUGCUGUUAGAUCUGCGGAUGCAGCGUGUGGAGUAAAUGUCUGUGACUGAGGGGAGAGAGACUCCAAUGAUCUUCUCAGCUGUCCUCACUAUCCACUGAAGGGUCUUGUGAUCCGAGACGGUGCAAUUCCCAAACCAGGCAGUGAUGCAGCUGCUCAGGAUGCUCUCGAUGGUCCCUCUGUAGAAGGUGGUCAGGAUGGGAGGUGGAAGAUGAGCCUUCCUCAGUCUUUGUAGGAAGUAGAGGCACUGCUGGGCUUUUCUGGUGAUGGAGCUCGUGUUGAGUGACCAGGUGAGGUUCUCCACCAAGGGAUUUGGUGCUCUUGACGAUCUCCAUGAUGGACUCAUCUAUGUUCAGUGGAGAAUGGUCACUCUUUGCUCUCCUGAAGUCAACAACCAUCUCUUUAGUCUUGUUGACAUUCAGGGAGAGGUUGUUGGCUCUGCACCAGGCUGUUAGUUGUUGCACCUCCUCUCUAUAUUCUUAAGCCUUUGGACACACAGGUUCCUGCUGCAGUUCCCUGCAGUUUAGGUAGGACACACACACACACACACACCAAGCAGAAAGCUAUUUCUUCUGGAAUAUAAUGGAAUUGUUCUGCCGUCAAAAUGGAGUAAGUGUCAUAGUUUGUUAAGCUACAUCCCCGAUACCUACAAUAGCCGUGAUGGCUAACGUUAUUUCUUUUACAGGAAGUGAUGAUGUGCGAAGCCGCAGCCGUCCUCUUGAAAGGCUACGGCUUGCUCCGGAGGAAACUAGAUAAAGUCAAAGACGCUCAGAGAUGGAAGGAGUGGAGCCUUCCUCUGGCUCGACUUCCUCUGAUUAAGAUGGGAGAUGAUCUCGCCUCCAGAAAUCUGAUCUACCCAGCGCUUAUCUGCUACGUGGUGGCGAAACUGGAGCUGGGGUCGCGUAGACACUUCCAGUUGAUUGGAUACGACAGUGUGCCAUUUGGCUUGACGGUCUUCGUCAAUCCCAUCAUGAGAACUGAGAUGUAUGAAUACGUGCUGUGGCUGACCUCAGGACAGGCCCAGCCAAGCUUCCAUUUUACACCUCUCUUAGAUCUUCCAGUUGUGUGUGGCCAGCAGAAAUCUUUUUUACGGUUCACCUGAAUUAAGCUUUAAAUACUGUGAGGUCAUCACUAGGGCAGUCAUCACUUUCCCCGACAGAGUCACAAGGAGCUUGAUUGAACACCUUCUUUUGCUGUCUUGCAAACUGCAAAAAGACAAUUCAGAAGAACCUGAGUGGCUGCUAGCGCUCCGGCAGCUGCACAGAACUACAUUAGAAAAAGCUAAUGUCAGUGAUGACCCAGAGCAGCACAUGGUGUCUACCAGCCAGAGAUUCAGAGUCUCUGAGAUUCAGGAGUUAAAACAUGAUCCCCCGAAUGAGCCGAUCCCUGAACUCCAGCCUCCUGGUCCGGAGCAGCUUGCUGAACUGGAAGCUUUGCUUUCUUCACGGUACCAGUUGGGAGAUCUGCUGGGGAACGGAUGCUUCGGCUUUGUCUUCAAAGCGGUCCGGAUCGCAGAUAAUAAAAAGGUCGCUGUUAAAGUCGUCAAGAAGUCCGGAUUUACCACAACUAUGAAAAUGCCUGGAGAGACAGAGGAGCUGCCCUCAGAGGUGGCGCUAAUGAGAAUGGUGUCUGAGCCACCUGUCUGUAGCAACGUUGUGGAGUUACUGGAGUGGUUUGACAUGGGCCAUCAGUUCGUCAUGAUCAUGGAAUGGCCCAGUCCCAGUAUGGACCUCUUGGAAUUCAUGGAGCUUCAGGGUGGUUCCCUGUCUGAAGCACAGGCUCGAGACAUCAUGGUGCAGGUGAUUCGGGCGGCUCGUCACUGCUGUGAACGUGGAAUGGUACACAGAGACAUCAAGGCCGAGAAUCUCAUCAUCAACCCCGAAACCCUGGAAGUGAAACUGAUUGAUUUUGGCUGUGGGGAAUUGCUGAAGGACACUCCCAGCAAACAUUUUGUGACAUUGCUCUUGGUGUUCUUUCUCUCUUUUGUACUCAGGCACUAUAUUCCUUAUACCUCCUGAGUGCCUGUUCCGUGGAGAGUACAUGGGUAUUCCUGCCACCAUCUGGGGUCUGGGCAUUCUUCUGUAUCACUUCCUCAGUGGACAAAUCCCCUUCAUUGAUAUAGAACAAGACUUCAGUUAUGGGUACCUGAAUGCACUUCCUGACGUGUCUCAAGAGUGCUUCCAGCUGCUAAUGUGGUGUCUGGAUUUAAACCCUGAAACACGCCCAACAUUCGAGCUCUUGGCCAGGCAUGAGUGGUUUACUGGGGGCAGUUCAGGACAGAGUCCAGCUCAGGAGUCUUCUGGACACUAAAACCUGCUACUGAAGCCUUGUGUGAACUCUGAUGGGAAGAGCAAGACGAGAAAGAGAGACCGAGAUCAGAAAUUCAGAAUUCUGAAUUAUUUUCACAAUGGUUACCAUUCUGUGUGGUCAACUACACAUUUGUGAACAUUUUACACUUGUGAUUUGCCUUUUGCCCAGUAGGGCAACACAGACACACACACACACACACACCACUCUAAAAUAUGGCAUAAUUUCAUGUAAACGAACACAUAUGCUUUUUUUAAAAUCUUAAUUUAUGAACAAUAAAACACAUUUACAUGAAAUUAUGCACCCUGCUGGACUUCCAUGACCAAGCUGGCAGAGGCUGGCAUGCGGGGAAGAACCUGGCAUCGUCUUAGGAGAGGGUUGAUGAUCUCAGGAUGAUCUGGGACUUUUUGUCCUCUGUGGUGCUAACUGCAGUGUCCCGAUGCAGAGUGUUCAUGAGAAGCACAUUCCUUCUCUUUUUGGGGCAGUAGGAGACAAGAGCAUGCGUGUCAGCAAACACAAACUGGGAGGAGAAUGUGGCCCUUUCUCUUGUCGCCAGCAGUGCAGGGGGAAGCUCUGGUUUGUUCUUUCUCACGUUUCCCACCAUGGCCAGCUUCCUCCUUAGCACCUCCUGGCCAAGGACAUGAAAUAGGACAUGAAAAGGUGUCACAAGUGAUGCUGUGUCCCUGAAAGCCCUCUGUCACCUCGAGAACCACAUGCUGGCUCUGAUUCUUCUCUGGCUGGCCAUCCGCAGGUUUGCCAGUGUACAGCUGCAUGUUCCAGGCGUAGCUAGUCUGGGCAUCACAGGCUACCCAGAUUUUGAUUCCAUACUUGCCAUGUUUACUUGCCAGAUAUUGUUUGAAUCCACAUCGACCUCUGAACGGGACCAGGCUCUCAUCCACUGUCACAUCAGUGCCGGGAUUAUACAUUAGCUGCAGGCGACACACCCACUUAUCCCAGACAUGUCGGAUGGCAGCCAGUUUGUCUCUGGCAUGGCACGCUGGUCUGGUGUUGCGAUCAUCGAAAUGAGGUGGAAUGUCUUCAGCAGCAUGGUGGCACAAAAAAUUGCCCUCCCCAUCUGAACAUGCCACAGGCUGGAUGUAGCCUCUUUACUGGACCGGUAGACCCCAGCAAGAAUCAAAAGACUCAGAUUUCCCUGUUGAUCUUUUUUUAUCUAUUUUCGUUCCAGCUGUCACCAUAUACACGACACCCCUCCUUGUUGGUCAUUUCUAGUACUAUCUUUUCAAUUUCCUCUGACAUAAACACCUCAAAGGUCGACAUUAUAUUAACAGCAUGAGAGACAGCAUACCUUGUUUGCCCUCCUCUCCCGCUCUGCCCCCAACAUACGGUGUCGGUUGCUUGGAGGAAUGGAGGACCAGAGAAUAUUUCCAUCUUUGGAUUGGACAAUAUCUUUAGUUUCAGGAGGCUCCUCUUCAUCACCCUCUGACACUUCCUCCUCCUCCUCUUCUGCAGGUUCUGCCUCGUCUCUCUCCUCCUCCACAAGGUCAAAAAUGAGGUCAAGGGCCUGUAAUGCGGUGUAGGUCCGCUUCAGUUUUUUUUUUUUUUAUUGUAUCUUGUCCCCAGUUUGGCAAAGGCAUAUCUCAUAGCUUUUGUUUUGUCUGGAGGCCCAAUGAAAUGCAAUGCCCAAUGCUUUGAAGUGUGUUUGACUGUGUGUGUUUGACUGUGUGUGUGUGUGUGUGUGUGUGUGUAGCCCCAUGUUGGUAGAUCAGAUGUUGCAAAUCACAAGUGUGAAAUGUUUAUGAAUUUGUAGCUUUUGUUUUGUCUGG